Spirodela intermedia is the source of this 219-nucleotide messenger RNA. Lineage: Eukaryota; Viridiplantae; Streptophyta; Magnoliopsida; Alismatales; Araceae. The record is from the annotation of a GenBank genome assembly.
AUGGCGCCGAGGGGUUGCAGGUCAUCGAUUAUCCGAUUAAUUGCCGGGGAAGGGGAGAGGACGGCGAGGAAGGAUGGGUUUGGUGGUCGACGGCGAGGGCGGAGAAGGAGGAGGAGACUUCUCGGAAGGUGGACGGAGCAGGAAGAGGAGGGUUUUCGGAGGGAGGCGACAGGCGGGGGAGAAGGAAGCCUCGACGAUGGGGGAGGAGGAGGCUGCUGA